AUGGCUCGCAAGUUCUUCGUCGGUGGUAACUUCAAGAUGAAUGGCACCGUGUCGUCCAUCAAGGAGAUUGUCAACAACCUGAACAGCGCCAAGCUCGACAGCAACGUCGGUCGUCGUCGCGCCCCCGCGCUCUACCUCCUCCAGGUCCGCGACACCCUCCGCAAGGAGAUCGAGGUCGCCGCCCAGAACGUCUACGACAAGCCCAACGGCGCCUUCACCGGUGAGAUCAGCGUCUCGCAGCUCAAGGACGCCAACAUCAACUGGACCAUCCUCGGUCACUCGGAGCGCCGCACCAUCCUCGGCGAGUCCGACGCCGUUGUCUCCUCCAAGACCAAGUUCGCCACCGAGGGCGGCGUCGGCGUCAUCUGGUGCUGUGGUGAGAGCCUCGAGGAGCGUGAGGCUGGCAAGACCAUCGACGUCGUCAGCAAGCAGCUCGCUGCCCUCAAGUCCCAGACGUCAGACUGGUCUCAGAUUGUCAUCGCCUACGAGCCCAUCUGGGCCAUUGGCACUGGCAAGGUCGCCACCACCGAGCAGGCUCAGGAGGUGCACGCCGCCAUCCGCGCCUGGCUCAAGAAGGAGGUCAGCGACAAGGUCGCCGAGGAGACCCGUAUCCUCUACGGCGGCAGCGUUACCGAGAAGAACUGCGGCGAUCUCAGCAAGCAGCCCGAUAUCGACGGCUUCCUCGUCGGCGGUGCCUCCCUCAAGCCCGCCUUCGUCGACAUCAUCAACUGCAGGUUGUAA
Messenger RNA from Parascedosporium putredinis, 741 nucleotides. The record is from the annotation of a GenBank genome assembly. NCBI's taxonomy places the organism in Eukaryota, Fungi, Ascomycota, Sordariomycetes, Microascales, Microascaceae.